Linum tenue is the source of this 222-nucleotide messenger RNA. The record is from the annotation of a GenBank genome assembly. NCBI's taxonomy places the organism in Eukaryota, Viridiplantae, Streptophyta, Magnoliopsida, Malpighiales, Linaceae.
CUGGCGACUAAGUCGGCUCAGCAGGUCGGAGUGAAGAAGCCUCGCCGAUUCAGUGGCGCUGAAGAAGAUCCGCAAGUACAAAAAGAGCACCGAGUUGCUGAUCCGCAAGCUUCCGUUCCAGAGGUUGGUGUGAGAAAUCGCCAAGGAUUUCAAGACGGAUCUGAAGUUUCAGAGCAACAUAAUAACAAGACCAACAUAACUGUACACUUCGAAAGCAUCUGA